AUGUCGACACCUCUCGCCCGAACAGUCCUUAGCUACCAACGCAAUGCAAAACUCUACACGCUUUCUACACAGGUCACAUCCAUCACACCUUUCCAACAACUCGCGGAAGCCAGCCGGCAGCUUUUCAAGGCCGUCCCGGACGAGGAGAAUUCCCUCGUGGUGACGACGGCCGAAACCAUCUUCCACCCGCAAGGCGGCGGCCAGCCGUCCGACACGGGCUCCAUCACAUCGACAUCCGCCAACGGCGCCAGGUUCGACGUCUCGGCCGUGCGCAUGGACGUCGUCAACGACGGCGUGGUCCUCCACCUGGGCGUCUUCGCGGACCCGGCGCGGACGUUUUCCGUGGACGACGCGCCCGUCACGCAGGCCAUCGACGUGGAGAAACGACUGCUGUACUCGCGCCUGCACACGGCGGGCCACGUGCUCGGCGCGGCGGUGCGGCACCUGCUCGAGAGGGAGAUUGCAAACUUUGACGAGCUCAAGGCCUCGCACUUCCCGGACUCGGCCGCCUGCGAGUUCCAGGGGCUCAUCGAGGGGAAGUGGAAGGAGCCCAUCCAAACCCGCGUCGACGAGUACGUCUCCCGAGCCAUGCCCGUGGAGAUUGAAUUCUGGGACCCGGAGGAUUUCAAGAGGGAAGGCCUCGAGCGCCUGAUCCCGCCGGGCGAAGACCAAGGUGGUGUCAAAUUGGCGCCCGGCGAGAAAUACAGAGUCGUCAGGAUCGUCGGCGCAGAGGUCUACCCCUGUGGUGGCACGCACGUGGACACGACGGAUCUGUGUGGCAAGGUCGGCGUGAGGAAGAUUAGUAGGAGCAAAGGCACCAGUCGGGUGAGUUAUAAUGUAAGUUGA
Molecule: messenger RNA, 846 nt
Organism: Fonsecaea multimorphosa CBS 102226
Lineage: Eukaryota; Fungi; Ascomycota; Eurotiomycetes; Chaetothyriales; Herpotrichiellaceae
Exons: 1
Coding region: 1-846 (281 amino acids)
Biological process (GO): tRNA aminoacylation; regulation of translational fidelity
Molecular function (GO): Ser-tRNA(Ala) deacylase activity; aminoacyl-tRNA ligase activity; ATP binding
Source: RefSeq, a predicted model, not a curated record